This is a messenger RNA of Carya illinoinensis, 1021 nucleotides long. RefSeq lists its product as uncharacterized. NCBI's taxonomy places the organism in Eukaryota, Viridiplantae, Streptophyta, Magnoliopsida, Fagales, Juglandaceae. The transcript has 5 exons. Bases 167 to 826 code for a protein of 219 amino acids. The record is from RefSeq and is a predicted model, not a curated record.
GAGGAGGGGGGGUAACUCCGUAAACUCAUCAACACUCCCAGAGAGAGAGAGAGAGAGAUGGAGGGAGAGAUCCUAAAGUUAUAGGAAAUCAACCGAGAACUUUCAGCCAAAGCUGGAGGAAGGAUUUUGGGUUAUCCAAGCCUACCAGUUAUUUAUCCUUUUUCCUAUGGAGGGCAAUCUUGCUGAAGAGCUUUACUCAGAAAGUCUGAACCUGUCGAAGACAGACUUAAAUUCUUCUUCAACUGCCGUUAGUAAAGAAGGUGAUUUGCAUGAUUGUCUUGGGGAUGAUUUGCAGGAUGGAGAUGGACCUAUUUGGGACAGUUCUGGAGAUGAGUUGAAUGAUUCAUCUGAAUUGGACAGGGAAUGGCAGAGGAGACGUGACCAACAUCAUACACAUGGAUAUCGGGAAGGUAUCACUGCAGGGAAAGAAGCUUCUGCACAAGGAGGAUUUAACAUUGGUUUUAAGCAAUCGGUCCUUGUUGGGUACAACUGGGGUGUUGUAAGAGGUGUUACUAGUGCAUUGUCUUUCCUCCCAGAUGAGUUGAAAGAAAGGCUAAUUGGAACGCAAGAAAAGAGAAAUGAAUUCCGGGACUUGUAUGAAUCUGUUCAUUCUCUCUCAACGGCGGACGCACUUCGGAUGUUCAAUGAUGAUCUAACGGCCAAAAAAGCUCUGGAACAAAGGGAAACUGCAGAGGUUAGUUCUCAUUUAGCAGGCCCGCAGGAGCAAAGUUUAGGCUCUGGUCGUCUAGAUAAUUACAUGGGAGAGCUCCAAUUACUUCUUCCAGACUCUCCUGCCCUCAGAGUACAUUUUCGUAGAGAUGAGUAGAUGCUGAUGUAACUUUGGUACCAUUAGUUCCUGUUUUUUAGACAAAAAUGAAAAAGAAAAAAACGGUGGUUUUUAAAAUUAUUUGUGGUUUUUUGACACUCAUGCUCAAGUGUCGCUCUUGUAUAUGUCUAGUGUACUUAGGUUAUGCCUAUUUAUUUUACCGAUAAAAGGAAUUAUUUGCGAUGUUUUUUAUAA